Messenger RNA from Pipistrellus kuhlii (Kuhl's pipistrelle), 3262 nucleotides. RefSeq names its product olfactory receptor 4D2. NCBI's taxonomy places the organism in Eukaryota, Metazoa, Chordata, Mammalia, Chiroptera, Vespertilionidae. Bases 2100 to 3035 code for a protein of 311 amino acids. Gene Ontology annotation, biological process: G protein-coupled receptor signaling pathway. Gene Ontology annotation, molecular function: G protein-coupled receptor activity; olfactory receptor activity. Gene Ontology annotation, cellular component: membrane. The record is from RefSeq and is a predicted model, not a curated record. The transcript has a single exon.
CUUUUGGAUCGUGGCCUGAGCAUCCUACAUCCCACAAAUCUCUAAACGUUCAUUAUCCUUGGUACCUUUGGCCCCCAAGGAGGAACUCUCAAAGAGUAUGUGUUUUUGAGACAUUUAUAAACUUUUUAACAACUCCCAUUGCUCCUUCGGCCCCAGUGGUAAUCAGCCCAGUCCUGCUUCCUGAGCCCACUCCAAUCAUCUCUCCCUGAAGAUACCGCCUCAUCCCCUAGGGUCACACCCAUUGUGUGCAUGAUGUAUGGGCAGUGGGUAGGAAACUGAGGCUGCAGGAAAAGGAUCUUCCAGAAGAUGUAAGACCUGAUGUCUCUCUCUCCUUCUGAGAGACCAGGGUUUCCCCAGCUGUAAAUAGAUCAGCUAUAAGAAGGAUCUGGGAACACUUGCUGGAGUGUGGGGAGAAUAAACAAGUGACAUGGACUUGAUGGGAGUAAGUCUCAAAUGUGAAGAGAGCCUCAGGCAGAAAUGCAGGGGAAUGUGAUGUUGAACACUGAGGCCUCAGGUUGCAUGUGAAAACCCAGGCUUUUAAGGAUUGAGGGAGGCAUUGGCCCUGUGGGUUAGAGGGAGGAUGCUGAGAGCAAAGGGUAAGGAAAUAACACCGUAAAAUUCUCCACAUAGUCACUUAGAACAAGAUCACAUAAAUUGCCUACUAAUACAUUAAGUCAGAAAACGUAAGUAUGUUUUUCUACCUUGAAUUGAUUUACAAAAGCUCAGUAGGGGACUUCUAAGAGUCUGAGUUUUAAGUGGUGGGCACCGCAUGAUCAAAAGAUUGCACGGAGGGAGAAACAAGAUCAGAUUGUGAGUGUAGAAAGAUCACUUGACAGCUAUCUAGAAAAUGGGCUGGAGUGCCAGCAAAUGGAAGCAGAAGGAUGAGACAAGACUUCUAAUAGAUAAUAGAAUGCAGCAGGCAGCUGGGAGAGGAUGGAAGGCUGAGACACGGUGGUGGGAUUGGGAGGCCACGUAGCCUCUCCUUUGUUACCCUCGGUCUCUCAUCUUCCAUCCCCUUCCCCACUUUGGUCCUGUUCUCUCCCCACCACUUCAUUACCUCUCCACUCCCUGGUCCUUCACUUGCUCUAUUCCUUUAUCUCACUCCUCUUCAUCUCCCUUCUUUAUUCGUUUGUCUAUUCUAUGUCUCUUAUUUCAAAAUCACCCUUUGUUUUCUACCCUUGUAUUCAGUAACAUAUUUUAAAAUUCUUAUUCCUUUCAAAGGAGCUCUUUGAGUCCCCUGCAUACAAUUUCACCAUCAUCUAUUUCUUAAUCCAGAGAAUUUCUCUCACCCAUCUCUCUUAUCUCAGUAUAUACACCAUGCAUGUCCUGUCUUCACUCAGCACGGGGCCACCUACAUUAGAAAGGUGCAGGGGGCUCAUCCUAUAGCUAUUCGACCAUGUAGCAGCCAAUAUCACAAGCUUUUUGAUUAGUAUUUAUCAGCAAGAUUGGGCACAAAUAAACUAUAAGAUCCACAUUUAUGUCUCUGGGAACUUACAAUGAAUUAUGGAGGAAAAAACACAGACACGUGAAAAGUUCAUCAACAUUAUAAUGUGUUCAAUGUUGCUUGAAAAAUGAUGGGUAGAAGAAUGUAGUAGAGUCAGGAAGAAGAGAGGAUAGGAGGACUAUACAGAGGAGAGUGAUUGUCAUUUAUUAUUUCCAGGCACUGUUUGAGGAAACUUAUGUGUUACUUUAUUUCACUCCCUAGACUAGUCUACAAAGAAAACAUUUUUAUUCUCACCUUGCAGAUGUGGAAACUGAGAUCCAGAGAGAUUAAGUAAUCUACUCAAGGUCAAAUCUCGAGGACAUAGCAGCCCUGAAGUUUGGCUGCAGGUCUGUUGGACUCAAAGCUCUUUCCACCGCUCAUUACACUGAAUCUUUGAAAGGCAGGCUGCAUGUGUCUCUGGAUGGCUUUAAGAUCUCAUAAAUAUUUAUUCCAGCAGCAACUACAAACUCUCCAGAGAGAAGGUCACUUAAUCAGCACCCGGUUAUACGGUCUGCACAUGAGGACCUGGACAAACUGAUUUAGCCCGUGAGCACUGAACGUGACUUCAUGUAUCUACGUGCUGGUUCACUUUCCUCGGGUGUAUGGAAGACACGCCAUGGAGUCAGGGAACCUCACCUGGGUAUCAGAAUUUGUCUUCCUGGGGCUCUCACAGACUCGGGAGCUGCAGCUUUUCCUGUUUCUGGUGUUUCUGCUGGUCUACACCAUCACUGUUCUGGGAAACCUCCUCAUCAUGAUCACGGUGACCGCAGACUCCCAGCUUCACACCCCCAUGUACUUUCUGCUUCGAAACCUGGCUCUCAUAGACCUCUGUUUCUCCUCAGUCACUGCCCCGAAGAUGCUGGUGGACUUCCUCUCUGAGAAGAAGACCAUCUCCUACCUGGGCUGCAUGGCCCAGGUCUUCUUCUUCCACUUUCUGGGCGGCGCCAUGCUCUUCUUCCUCUCUGUGAUGGCCUAUGACCGCCUCAUUGCCAUCUCCCGGCCCCUCCACUAUGUCACCAUCAUGAACACUCAGCUCUGUGUGGGGCUGGUGGUGGCUGCUUGGGUAGGGGGCUUUGUCCACUCCAUUACCCAACUGGCUCUGAUGCUCCCACUGCCUUUCUGUGGCCCCAAUGUCCUGGAUAACUUCUACUGUGACGUCCCACAAGUGCUGAAACUUGCCUGCACUGACACGUCCCUCCUAGAGCUCCUCAUGAUCUGCAAUAGUGGGUUGCUGGAUAUCAUCUGGUUCCUCCUCCUCCUGGCCUCGUACACGGUCAUCCUGGUGAUGCUGAGGUCCCAUUCGGAGCAGGCCAGGAGGAAGGCAGCUUCCACCUGCACCACCCACAUCGUCGUGAUGUCUAUGGUCUUCAUUCCAAGCAUCUACCUCUAUGCCCGGCCCUUCACUGCCUUCUCCAUGGACAAGGCUGUGUCCAUCAGCCACACCGUCAUGACCUCCAUGCUCAACCCCAUGAUCUACACCCUGAGGAACCAGGAGAUGCAGGCGGCGGUGAAAAGGUUAGGGAGACAGUGCCUGGUUUGUAAAAAGGAGUGACAGUGGGUAGGUCACUUCUCUUUGGCUUUGUUUUCCAUUUGGAGAGUGGACAGAGAGCUAGUAUCUCUUCUCUUAAUAACUGGUGGAUAUGUGGAGAGGGUCACUGUAGAAAUGAGUGAGUUUUGAAACUAAGCAACUUACUCAGAUUUUUAGGCAAAGGAAAAUUUCUUUGUUUUUGAUUGUGAUGUAUGAUUGAACACUCCCAUGACAAUAAAGUAUAUUCCCAU